CAACGACAAGCUUCAGAAACUAGGGAAAAUAUCAGUGCACAAUUUCCAUUCCCCUGUAUUCUCCCCAACAACAACAAGAACCAGCUCAGUCAAGAAGUUUCUUUUAAUUUCUCCCUUUCAUCCCCUCUAACUAAAACCAUAAAUCCGAGUUACCAACCAGAUCCUCUCUCUCUCUCUACCAAACAGUUUGCAGCUCUUGUGGCUUCAUCUGAUCCUCUUCUUUUUAUCUUUUUUUUUUUAUUCCUUUUUAUUUGCCACCAGAACGAAAAAGAUCCCCUCAGUCUUUCCAUCCCAUUCCAGACAAGUUGCCAAUUUGGGGGUUUCCUUUCUUCCACUUUGAGAAAAAAUAUCCACAAAGUUUCCAGCUUUAGAUUCCCCUGCAGAAGAAUUUAGGGAGGGAGAUGAAGAUACAGUGCAACGUGUGCGAGGCGGCGGAGGCGAACGUGCUGUGCUGCGCAGACGAGGCAGCAUUGUGUUGGGCCUGCGAUGAGAAGGUGCACGCCGCCAACAAGCUGGCAAGCAAGCAUCAGAGGAUUCCGCUUACCAGCUCUUCCCCUCAAUUGCCCAAAUGCGAUAUUUGUCAGGAAAUGGCAGGUUUUUUCUUCUGCCUAGAAGACAGAGCUUUGCUCUGCAGGAAAUGUGAUUUGGCCAUUCACACAGCAAAUGAAUAUGUGUCUGCUCAUCAGAGAUUUUUACUUACAGGAGUGAAGGUAGGUCUUGAGCCUACUGAUCCUGGUGGAUCUUCGUCUUCAGGGAAGUCGCCUUCCGGAGAAAAGCCAUCGGCGAUGAAAUCUCAAUCUAUCUCUGAAAGAGUCACACCAGCAAUUCCUUUCACUAGUUCCUCGAAUGAGACUCCAUCUGUGAAUGGUGGUGGAUUAAGGAUCUCUGAGCCUUCUGCAAAGGUGCCUUUUUCUGAGGGUUAUCAGGCUGGAGGCAUCCAACAGUGGCCACAUCUAGAUGACUUUAUGAGUCUAACUGAGUUGAACCAAAGUUACAGUUACAUGGGUAAUGGUUCAUCAAAGUUACACAAUAUCGAUGCCAUUGACAUGAGCAACAACAAUAGGUUCUCAAAUCUCAAUGACCCUUACUGAUUCCCGGCUGGCGAUCAAUUCUCCUCCCCGGCAGCUACUUUACAGUUACUCCAGGCUGACAGUGGGAGGCAUGGAGACUCCGACAACUCCUCUGCAAUGAUGAGGUCGGGCGACGAUGAAGUGGAUAACGACGACGAGUGUCUCGGUCGAGCUCCGGACAGCUUUUGGGCAGUGCCGGAGAUGCCAUCACCACCGACUGCCUCGGGGCUCUGCUGGCCAAGAUCCACCAGGGAACAAAACUGGGAUCAUGAGGUGGUAUCUGUACCAGAUAUAAGCUGCUCAGGUGCUCACACCGACUGUGAUGGUAAGAAGCAACAUGUUAGAACCCGAAAGAGGCGGAGGCAACAACAGCAGCGUUGGAUUACUCCCUUUUGAUUGCCGCUCUGCACCCUUUCGUUAGUCUUCAAUAGAGGUUGAUUUGUAUUCUUCCAUGAUUUCUGUUGCGAUCCUGCUCUUGCUUGCUUAGGAUCGCGAAGAGCAAAAAGGCUGAUGCUUUCAAAGUGGGCAUUUUGAGUCGAGGGUGAUAUGUUUUCAGAAGAAUAAUGUGAUGAAAACUGAUGUGUACUACUGUGGUAGACGACCUGCUGCGAAGGAGAGUUCUUAAUUUGCAGCUGUUAGUAAGUAAUGUAAAGUGUGAUUGAUUUAUGGAGUUUGCUCUUACUACUAAUUACACAUGAUAACCAAGUAACCAACUCCUAUUCAUAUAACAGAAUCAAAAGCAAGCACGAACAGCCGUAAAGUUCAGACCUUUCACCACAUGAGACCUUGAGAUGGACCUCCGGUGCCUAAACCCACCGGAGAAGUCGUCGGUGGAAGAAGGGAAGAAAAAAACAAGUGGCAGAGGUUGCAUGGCUUCCUGGACUGGAUUUCGAAUCCCGACGAUGAAAUCCGAGCUGGUUUCACGUUCUCCACGGACUUCACCAUCACUUCCAUCAACUUUCCGGCUGAUCGCCGAGCAGAAUGAGUCGUUGCGCGCGGAUUAACUUAACUCUCGCACAAUGCUAAUUAUGGCAUUUGUUUAGUUGGCGGCACUGUGACUCAUUUUCCCGCCAAAAGUGUCAUCCCCUUGGCAGCUAUUUACCGCCAAAAAGGCCACCCCGUCCACGCCCAUCGGUAUCAUACCGCAUUCUCACUCUCCACUUCUUCAGCAUCUCUACGAGUUCCUCCUUCGACUCCGACGCAUUUCUUCCCCAGUGAAUGAUGAAGCCUCUCGACCUGACUGCCGACAAAGAUUUCGCCAAGGAGUUCCUGAGAGAGUUCGUCGGUGCCAAUGGUGAAGCUAAGUACAUGAACAUCCUCCAAGAUGUUGCAAACCACAAGGUUCGCGCUGUUCACAUUGAUCUUGACGACCUGUACAAUUGGACGGGCUCGGAUGAAGAUUUUCCUAAAUGGGUUACUGAGAAUACCAGACGAUACCUGGGGACCUUUGCCUAUGCAAUUGAUGAGCUAAUGCCUGAACCAACUGAGACAUUUCCGGAUGAUGACCAUGACAUACUAAUGACACAAAGGUCUGAGGACCCGACGGAGAGUGCAGAUGGUUCUGAUCAGCAGCAGAAAAUGCCUCCUGAAAUCAAGCGUUUCUAUGAAGUUUACAUUAAAGCAGCUUCAAAGGACAAAAAAUUGAUCAUCAGAUCAGUCAAAGCUUCCAAUAUCGGUCACCUUGUAAGAGUUUCUGGUAUUGUGACACGGUGUUCAGAUGUCAAGCCACUGAUGCAGGUUGCUGUGUAUACAUGUGAAGAAUGCGGCUUUGAGAUAUAUCAGGAAGUAACUGCACGGGCAUUCAUGCCUUUGUUCAAAUGCCCGUCCAUACGCUGUGUAACAAAUAAGAGAAAUGGGAAUCUUAUUCUACAGCUCAGAGCAUCUAAGUUUCAGAAGUUUCAGGAGGCUAAGGUUCAGGAGUUGGCAGAAGAUGUUCCAAUGGGCCAUAUUCCAAGGUCCAUGACUGUUCACUUUAGGGGUGAACUGACAAGAAGGGUUGCCCCAGGUGACAUAGUUGAAUUGUCAGGAAUCUUUCUUCCAAUUCCAUUUACUGGAUUCAGAGCAUUGCGGGCUGGCUUGGUUGCUGAUACAUAUUUGGAUGUGAUGUCUGUCAAUCAUUCCAAGAAAAGAUAUGAAGAGUAUGAGCAGGGAGGUGAUGAGGAAGAGCAAAUUAUGCGACUGGCCGGGGAUGGUGAUAUAUAUAAUAAGUUGGCACGGUCAUUAGCACCUGAAAUUUAUGGACAUGAAGAUAUUAAGAAAGCUUUACUACUUCUCCUUGUUGGUGCUCCUCAUAGGAGAUUGAGGGAUGGGAUGAAGAUUAGAGGAGAUCUACAUAUAUGUCUUAUGGGUGAUCCUGGAGUGGCAAAAAGUCAACUUCUGAAGCACAUUAUCAAUGUUGCACCCAGGGGAGUGUAUACUACUGGCAAAGGAAGCAGCGGCGUUGGUCUAACAGCCGCUGUUCAAAGAGAUCCAGUUACAAAUGAAAUGGUCUUGGAAGGCGGGGCUUUGGUGCUUGCUGACAUGGGUAUUUGUGCAAUUGAUGAGUUUGACAAGAUGGAUGAAUCAGAUCGUACUGCAAUUCAUGAAGUUAUGGAACAGCAGACUGUCAGCAUUGCAAAAGCUGGGAUCACCACUUCGCUUAAUGCAAGAACUGCUAUCCUUGCUGCAGCUAAUCCAGCAUGGGGGAGAUAUGACAUGCGGAGAAGUCCAGCUGAAAAUAUCAAUUUGCCUCCUGCUCUUCUAUCAAGAUUUGAUCUUCUAUGGUUGAUUCUUGAUAGAGCAGAUAUGGAUGCAGAUCUUGAAUUGGCUAGGCAUGUUGUUUAUGUGCACCAAAACAAGAAAUCUCCUGCUCUUGGCUUUGCUCCUCUUGAACCAUCUAUACUCCGUGCAUAUAUUUCUGCUGCAAGGAGAUUAUCGCCAUAUGUGCCCAGGAACCUUGAGGAAUAUAUCGCCACUGCAUACUCCAGCAUUCGGCAAGAAGAAGCCAAGUCAAAUGCUCCUCAUUCCUACACAACCGUCCGAACCCUGCUUAGCAUUCUCCGAAUAUCAGCUGCAUUAGCAAGGCUCCGGUUCUCAGAGACUGUGGCACAAAGUGAUGUCGAUGAGGCACUUAGACUAAUGCAAAUGUCGAAGUUCUCGUUGUAUUCUGAGGAACGUCAAAAGUCUGGUCUGGAUGCAAUCUCCGACAUCUACUCAAUCUUGCGGGAUGAAGCUGCAAGGGCCGACACAAUGGAUGUGAGCUAUGCUGAUGCUCUUAACUGGAUUUCUAGGAAGGGGUAUAGCGAGGCACAGUUGAAAGAAUGCUUAGAAGAAUAUGCUGCUUUGAACGUGUGGCAGAUCACCCGCCCCAGCUUCGACAUUCGGUUCAUUGAUGCCUGAAAACUGGAACCCCGUACGUGUUACAGAUUGGCUUUGGCCUUUGGCUCUUCUUUCCCCCUUUAAUUCUUUCUGGGGAACGUUUUUAGUGUACGAAAUGAUGUUGGGCCUACUGACAGCAGUAUUGCUUCGUUCUGGUAAAAGGACAACUAGUCAUGUAUAAUUUGUCAGCAUGAAACAAAGAUUAUUGAAUUGCUAUGAAUUGUAUGAACUCGAUCUUGAUGUAUAUUCGUCACAGAUUUGAUCU
Messenger RNA from Linum tenue, 4692 nucleotides. NCBI's taxonomy places the organism in Eukaryota, Viridiplantae, Streptophyta, Magnoliopsida, Malpighiales, Linaceae. The record is from the annotation of a GenBank genome assembly.